AUGCCGUUCAAAGAGGAGGCUGAUGAGUUUCCGAACACAGAGACAGCUCUGUCACAGGCUUGGGAAGGGACGCUCUUCGACGCGGUCAAACAAGAAGAUGAAGCAGACGCCACUCUGUCAGGUAAUGCUUUGUGUGUUGUUAUUUAUUAUUUAAGGCAUCUACACUUUAGCAUGAGGGGAAAAACUUCUCCCUAACCACUUUCUUCACACCAUGCAAAAUUUUAUAGACCUUUCUUCCUAUAUACAUAAAAAGGUAAGGCUAUCGUCACGCUGCAGUUUGCGUAACUGCCAAUAGGGAGAACUUCACAACUAUAAAGCCACCAACUUUUUAACAUUUCCUCUUAGGAGAGUUUCAUGAGCCUGCUCAUCAUUUGGGUUGCCCUUUACUGCAGCUUCUCCCUUUUUGAGAUUUUCUUAUUUAUUCUUCCUGGGGGAUGAGCCAAACUGAUGUUAAGAUGCUUUUCUUGCUCCAGGAGGUGAUGAGAAGCCUGCGGAGUGGCAGACGAGUCGGCCGGAGAAUUCUGGGGAACUGGAAUUGUGUGGCGUUUGGGGCAAACAACACAUUUUGUGCUGUCUGGAUCAGCACAGGACAGCCCCUGAGAGCCAACAGAUGAGUUAUCCAGGAGGGGACAAAUUAUUUCAGCCCAGCCUUCUGGCACUUGAGAACCCCUGGCCAGGAGAGAAGCAGUAUAAAUGCCCCGUCUGUGAGAAAAACUUUAAACACAAGUCGACGCUGACAGUGCACAAGAGGACGCAUACGGGAGAGAGACCCUACCGAUGCUCCCGCUGCGAGAAGAGCUUCAUUCAGCGAUCCACCCUCAUUGUCCACGAGAGGACCCACACGGGGGAAAGGCCCUACAGAUGCUCAGACUGCGGGAAGAGCUUCAACGAGAGGUCCAUCCUUGUCAAGCACAAGAGGACCCACAUGGGCGAGAGGCCCUACAAAUGUGUGGACUGCGAGAAAAGCUACAAGCAGCUCUCGGCCCUCGCCGCACACGAAAGGACCCACACAGGGGAGAGGCCCUACAAAUGCCCCGAGUGCGGGAAAAGCUUCACCCGCAGCUCGUUCCUCAUUACGCACAAGAGGACCCACACGGGAGAGAAGCCAUACGCGUGCACAAACUGUCGGAAAAGCUUCAGCCAGCGACCGCACCUGGUUAUCCACGAGAGGACUCAUUCAGGAGGGGGGCUUCUUUAG
This is a messenger RNA of Podarcis lilfordi (Lilford's wall lizard), 1198 nucleotides long. Lineage: Eukaryota; Metazoa; Chordata; Lepidosauria; Squamata; Lacertidae. The record is from the annotation of a GenBank genome assembly.